AUGAAAAAUCAAAAUAAGUAUUUCCAUUUAGACACAGUACAUCUAUUACCACCUACUGAUUCAGAUCGAUUGCCUUCAAAGCAACGAACAAGAUCAUCAUCUCCACAACCUAAAACAUCACAUACACUACCCAGACCUCCACCUAUACCUCCAAGAGAACCAUUGUCAAUAUCAAAGCCGAUCGAAAUUAACGUACUACUCAUGGGAGAAAUUGGUGUUGGAAAAACAACAUUCAUUAAUGCAUUUAUUAAUUAUUUAACAUUUGAAAGUCUUCAACAAGCUGAAGAAGGAGAACCAGUUGUAUUAAUUCCAGUUUCAUUUCUCAUUACUGUUGGUAAUCGAUUCAAGGAAUUUGCUGUCAAAUUAGGCAAUACUGAUUCGAAUGAAAAUCAUGAACAACAAGGUCAAUCAGUAACACAACAAUGUAAAUCAUAUAUAUUCGAUUUGAAUAAUAGACUACGUUUACGAUUCAUUGAUACACCUGGUAUUGGUGAUACACGAGGAAUUAAUCAAGAUACAAAAACUAUUGAUCAUAUAUAUAAUUACAUCAAUAAUUUAUCUCAUUUAAAUGCUAUUUGUUUAUUAUUGAAAUCAAAUAUUUCUCAAUUGAAUGUUUUCUAUCAUUCAUGUCUUAAUCAAUUGUUAACGUUUUUAACACCAAAUG
Molecule: messenger RNA, 664 nt
Organism: Rotaria sp. Silwood2
Lineage: Eukaryota; Metazoa; Rotifera; Eurotatoria; Philodinida; Philodinidae
Source: the annotation of a GenBank genome assembly